Trematosphaeria pertusa is the source of this 860-nucleotide messenger RNA. RefSeq lists its product as uncharacterized. The record is from RefSeq and is a predicted model, not a curated record. Bases 82 to 507 code for a protein of 141 amino acids. Lineage: Eukaryota; Fungi; Ascomycota; Dothideomycetes; Pleosporales; Trematosphaeriaceae. The transcript has a single exon.
GGUCCAUGGAUAGUCAACUAGCCAAAAAAGGCGCCAAAUGACUUUCGUGAAUAUCCCUUUAGCCCACAAGUGACGACUGCGAUGCCCCUGGAAGCUAUUCUCAAGAUUCUCGGCGACACGAAAAGCGAAACCCCUAAUCCGUUUGCUAGUGGCGAGGCGCGGUAUGGGAGCAGGAUCAAGAUACUCACGAAGGAUGAUUUCGUAUCUUUCACCAAAAUCAAGGCAAACGACAUCACUGACGAAUUUCUUGGUUACUUCUCCCUUCUGGCAUCUUACUGUGUUCUGGCCGACUCCAGUGACCCCAGAGAAGGUCCAAAGCGUUUGCUUCCGAUCAUGCCUCACACCGACUUUGUUGCUCAGUACACGAAAUUUAUCGAACCGAAGUUGAAGGACCGGCUGCCCGACAGUCCGACAGGAAGACAUCCUUGUAUAAUAUUAUCGAGAAAGUCCCUGGAGCAGGUUCUACGCUUGGUAAAGGAACAUUCAAAUGGAAACCUGGGACAAUAACCGAAAUCAUCGAUGACGGCUGGAUAGGCAAGGCGGAGGAUCUCAAGACUGGAACUUUGGAAGUGGAGAAGUUCCUGAACCAUGUGUAAGGGUACGAUAAGGCGACGGGGAGGACACUUCCCCAAAUGGAUCUUGUGAAGCUCAUGGACAAGACAAUGCGGCACGGCCAGAUUGGAAGUCUCGGUAGCAAGAUGGAAAAGUUUCGCGACCUUAAAGCAAUACUUGGGAAGGACCUCGGAACUACUAUGGGGUCAUUUGAAGAUAAGGUUAUCGAGUAUCACAAGCAGUUUGCGAAGCGCAGUAUUAAUGUUUGGGAGUACGCGGGCAUGUCGCAAGAAGAAUAGAUGCGACUU